Molecule: messenger RNA, 903 nt
Organism: Debaryomyces hansenii CBS767
Lineage: Eukaryota; Fungi; Ascomycota; Pichiomycetes; Serinales; Debaryomycetaceae
Gene: YMC1
Product: organic acid transporter
Exons: 1
Coding region: 1-903 (300 amino acids)
Biological process (GO): mitochondrial L-ornithine transmembrane transport
Molecular function (GO): L-ornithine transmembrane transporter activity
Source: RefSeq, a predicted model, not a curated record
AUGACGAUCGAGUUAGAGGAACCAAUACUUACACAAGAGAACUCCCAGGUUUAUAAAGAUUUGUUUGGUGGUACUAUCGGUGGUAUUACUCAAGUCUUGGUGGGGCAACCAUUUGAUACAGUUAAAGUUAGAUUGCAAUCAGCCCCAGAAGGUACAUAUACUGGAGCAUUAGAUGUUGUGAAGAAGUUGAUUGCGAAUGAAGGUCCUAUGGGGUUCUACAAAGGGACAUUAACCCCAUUAAUUGGGGUUGGUGCAUGUGUUUCUGUGCAAUUUUCAGUGAAUGAAUUCAUGAAGAGAUACUACGAUAGAGCUUUGGACGGCCAAGCUUUAAGUUUAGGACAAUACUUCAAUUGUGGUGCAGUCGCAGGUUUUGCCAACGGUUUCUUAGCAUCUCCAAUCGAACAUAUCCGUAUCAGAUUGCAAACCCAAACCGGAGCUGACAAGUCGUUCAGCGGGCCUAUUGGUUGUGCUAAAAAGGUAUACCAAACUGGUGGUUUAAUGCAAGGUAUAUUUAAAGGUAUAGGACCAACUUUGUUCAGAGAAUCAGUUGGUUUAGGUAUCUACUUUGCAACAUAUGAAGCCCUUAUAAGCAAGGAAUUGGAAAAGAAGAAGGAUAUUGUUCGUACCGACAUUCCAGGAUGGAAAUUAUGUGCUUUUGGUGGUUUAUCUGGGUACGCAUUAUGGGGUGGUAUCUAUCCAGUUGAUGUUGUGAAAUCUAAGUUGCAAACCGACUCUUUGAGUAAGCCAACUUACAGAGGAUCAUUGAGUGUCAUAAGAGACAUUUGGAUCAAGAACGGUAUCAAGGGUUUCUACAAGGGCUUUGUUCCAACCAUUUUAAGAGCUGCCCCAGCUAAUGGUGCUACAUUCGCUGCGUUUGAAACAACAAUGAGAAUGAUCAAUUAA